Messenger RNA from Ceutorhynchus assimilis (cabbage seed weevil), 1457 nucleotides. Lineage: Eukaryota; Metazoa; Arthropoda; Insecta; Coleoptera; Curculionidae. The record is from the annotation of a GenBank genome assembly.
AGGCAAACAAACUGAAAAAAUAUAAAGGAAAUUCAUUAGGAAUUGCCUUUUAAAAAAAAAUCCAUUUUCCUCCAUGUGAAAUGGCUUCCGCUUUAGAACAGUUCGUUAACUCAGUCCGGACUUUAUCCAAUCACGGCAACCUUAGAGAACUUGCCGACGUGAUAACUAAAUCCAGCGAAGUCUUGACGAAAAAUUUGCAACACCUCGACAAUGUCCUCGAAACCUUAGACGUGCACCAGCACUCUUUAGGAAUGCUGGCGGUUUUAAUAGCAAAAUUCAGUUGCCCCAACGUUUCGUUGCCCGAUAAUAGAUUUGUGCAGGCUCGGGAGUUUAUUUUGAAUUGCAACGUCGAUCAAGUUAGGAGUGCACCUGAUUUAUUCGCAGAAUUUUCCCAUUUGUUCACCAAUUACCUUGUCGAACAAAAAACUGCAAUAAAAGGCAUUCAUUUGUUAAAACUUGCUAUUAUAAGACUAAAAUAUUUAUCAGAAAAUCAGCUUACUUCAGUUCAUGCUGAUUUAUGCCAACUGUGUUUGUUGGCUAAAUGUUUUAAGCCGGCUUUGGAGAUUUUGGAUGUUGAUAUCGUCAGUAUUUGCCAAGAAAAUAUUCAUACUAACCCAAAUAUCCCUCAUUUUGAUGCAAAAUAUUUUUUAUUGUAUUACUAUUAUGGAGGCAAAAUCUAUUUAGCGUUAAGAAAUUUGGACAGAGCAUUGUAUUUCUUUGAAGCGGCUUUAACUACUCCUGCACAUGCAGUUUCUCAUAUUAUGUUAGAAGCACAUAAGAAAUUUAUUUUAGUUUCUUUAUUAUUACUUGGAAAAGUUCAACAACUCCCAAAAUAUUGUUCAAAAGUCGUGGUGAGAUUUAUAAAACCCUUAUCUCAACCCUAUAACGAUUUGGCUCAAGCUUUUACUAAUAAUAGUUUUACCGAAUUAAAUAACAUCAUAACAAAACAUGCUGAAGUAUUCAACAGAGACCAUAACAUGGGUUUGGUGAAGCAGGUUUCUUCAGUGCUCUAUAAGAAAAAUAUCCAGAGACUCACAAAGACCUUUUUAACUUUAAGCUUGACUGAUGUAGCUAGUCGCGUUGGAUUACCUGGUCCUGCUGAUGCAGAAAAGCACAUUUUAAGCAUGAUAGAAAAUGGUCAAAUUUAUGCCACAAUAAAUCAAAAAGAUGGUAUGGUAGUAUUUAGCGAUGAACCUGAUAAAUACAGUGGUCCUGAUGUGCUUAAAACCUUGGAAGAUGAGCUGUCCCUUUGUAUGGAGUUCAAUAAUAGGAUUUUGCUUAUGGAUGAAGAAAUUCAAGUGAAUCCGCAAUAUGUUAAAAAAACAGCUGGCUUGCAAGAGGAAGAACAGCCCAGUAAAAGCAGUUUUGCUAUGUAGGAUUUUGUAACCUUUUAAUGUUAAGAUAUUUAAUUUGUUUUCUCUUUUGCCUUUUUGUGAAUAAAUAUUUUUGUUCAUUUA